Messenger RNA from Macadamia integrifolia, 4006 nucleotides. Its product is annotated as cellulose synthase-like protein D5. The record is from RefSeq and is a predicted model, not a curated record. Gene Ontology annotation, cellular component: trans-Golgi network; plasma membrane. Gene Ontology annotation, molecular function: cellulose synthase (UDP-forming) activity; mannan synthase activity. Gene Ontology annotation, biological process: cellulose biosynthetic process; plant-type primary cell wall biogenesis. Lineage: Eukaryota; Viridiplantae; Streptophyta; Magnoliopsida; Proteales; Proteaceae.
UUAUUUAUCUUCCACAAAGGAAAAGAAAUGCUUAAGAUCAUGUUUACCUCUGCAACUUCUCUCUGGUCUGACUUGAGAGGUUUCAUCUGCUCACUGGUCUGUUCUUAUUCUCUAGAGCUAACUUGAAGAGUACUGUGAAGUGGGCAGAAAAUGGUUCAGAAGGUUUCUUCCCCUUCCUCUCCUGUGACCAUUACAGUUUCUUCUUCAGGAGGUAAGGGAGGAGGGUUUAGAGGUGUGGGCUUGACGAGCCCAGUCCGACGUUUUUCACUUUCAAACAAUCAAAAUUCCCCUCUCAGUAGCAAAGGAAACAGAGCUUCAAGUGGUGGAAAUGGAAAAAAUUGCUCCAUCUCUAAAGAUGAUGCUGAAGAAGUGAGCCAAGAGUUUGUGAACUACACUGUUCACAUCCCACCAACCCCAGAACACCAGCCCAUGAGCUCAUCUCAAAGUAGCCUCCCUGAUGAAGAUGCCAAAGACCCGGGAAAAUCCAACAGGAGUUACAUCUCAGGUACCAUCUUCACUGGCGGUUUCAACUCGAUGACUCGUGGGCACGUUAUUGAGAGCUCAACUGACGUUCCUGAAAUGGUGAAAUCCAUGGCAAUGAUGUGCCGCACGAAGGGUUGUGAUGGUAAAGCGUUGCUAGGUGAUGGAAAAGUUCCAUGCGAUUGUGGUUUCAAAAUUUGCAGGGACUGUUACCUGGAUUGUCUUGGAAAUGGAGGAAAUUGCCCUGGGUGUAAGGAGCCGUACAUGGAUGUGAUUGAGGACGACGAAGCCGGGUCUGAAGCAUACGACCAGGCUUGUCCACUACCCUCAAUGGUGGAUGGGAGACUUUCGCUUGUGAAAUCAUUCAAAGCCCACAAUCAGCCUUCGGAAUUUGAUCAUAACCGAUGGCUUUAUGAAACAAAGGGGACAUAUGGAUAUGAAGUCUGGCCUAAAGAUGGAUAUGGUGGAGGAUCUGGGGUUAAUGGGUCUGAACAUCCACCUGAUUUUGGAGAAAGAAACAGGAGGCCCUUGACCCGGAAGGUGUCGGUUUCUACUGCCAUUCUCAGUCCAUACAGGUUGCUUAUGGCGAUUCGUCUUCUUGCGCUUGGUUUCUUUCUUACUUGGAGAAUUAGACAUCCCAACCAUGAGGCAAUUUGGUUAUGGGGGACGUCAGUUACUUGCGAACUCUGGUUUGCCUUGUCAUGGCUUCUAGACCAGCUCCCCAAGAUCUGUCCUGUGAACAGAGUUACCGAUCUCUCUGUUUUGAAAGACCGUUUUGAAUCCCCUAGUCUUCGCAAUCCUAAAGGAAGAUCUGAUCUUCCAGGGAUUGAUGUUUUUGUAUCCACAGCAGAUCCAGAAAAAGAACCUCCUCUUGUAACUGCAAACACUAUUCUCUCAAUCCUUGCUGUUGAUUACCCUGUGGAAAAGCUUGCUUGUUAUCUUUCAGAUGAUGGAGGAUCACUCCUGACAUUCGAAGCUCUUGCUGAGACUGCGAGCUUUGCAAGGAUAUGGGUUCCAUUCUGCAGGAAACAUCGAAUAGAACCGAGAAAUCCGGAGGCAUACUUUGGGCAGAAACGCGACAAACUCAAGAACAAAGUCCGACUAGACUUUGUGAGGGAAAGAAGAUGGAUGAAGAGAGAAUAUGAUGAGUUCAAGGUGAGGAUAAACUCCCUACCUGACUCAAUAAGGAGGCGGUCCGAAGCAUAUAAUUCCCAUGAAGAGCUAAAUGCAAAGAGAAAACAGAUGGAAAUGGGGGGCAAUCCCUCUGAACCACUAAAGGUCCCAAAGGCUACAUGGAUGUCUGAUGGGGUUCAUUGGCCUGGAACAUGGUCAUCUCCAGGGAAUGACCAUUCAAGAGGGGAUCAUGCGGGUAUAAUACAGGCGAUGCUAGCUCCUCCAAAUUCAGAACCAGUAAUGGGCACUGAAGCAAAUGAGGAAAACCCACUUGAUACCAGAGAAGUUGAUACUAGAUUGCCAAUGCUGGUGUAUGUAUCUCGAGAGAAAAGACCAGGCUAUGAUCACAACAAGAAAGCAGGGGCCAUGAAUGCUCUGGUUCGAACUAGUGCAAUCAUGUCCAAUGGCCCUUUUAUACUCAACCUUGAUUGUGAUCACUAUAUAUACAAUUCCUUAGCCCUCAGGGAAGGGAUGUGCUUCAUGCUUGACAGGGGUGGUGAUAGAAUUUGCUAUGUCCAAUUCCCGCAGAGGUUUGAAGGUAUUGAUCCAAAUGACCGUUAUGCAAACCACAACACUGUGUUCUUCCACGUGAACAUGCGGGCACUGGAUGGGUUGCAGGGUCCAAUGUAUGUGGGGACAGGUUGCAUUUUCCGUAGAAUUGCUCUUUAUGGUGUUAGUCCCCCAAGGGCAACAGAACAUCUUGGGUGGUUUGGAAGAAGGAAAAUAAAGCUAAGACUGAGACCACGCAAAGUGGCAAAGAAGAAAACGGAUGAGGUGGUUUUGCCAAUCAAUGGUGAACACAAUGACGAGGAUGAUGAUGGAGAUAUUGAAUCUCUGCUUCUUCCAAAGAGGUUUGGAAACUCUACAUCCCUUGUAGCUUCAAUCCCUGUAGCAGAGUAUCAAGGAAGGUUGCUUCAAGAUUUGCAAGGAAAAGGUAGUCAAGGCCGGCCAGCUGGUUCUCUUGCUGUGCCUCGAGAGCCCUUGGAUGCUGCAUCAGUGGCAGAGGCAAUUAGUGUGAUAUCCUGCUUCUAUGAGGACAAUACAGAGUGGGGCAGAAGGGUGGGUUGGAUCUAUGGUUCUGUAACAGAAGAUGUUGUUACAGGUUACCGUAUGCACAACAGGGGAUGGAGAUCAGUGUACUGUGUCACCAAGCGUGAUGCAUUCAGAGGGACGGCACCGAUCAAUCUGACUGACCGGCUCCACCAAGUCCUCCGAUGGGCAACUGGAUCUGUUGAGAUCUUCUUCUCCCGAAACAAUGCACUCUUUGCUUCCCGACGGAUGAAAUUCUUGCAGAAGGUGGCCUACUUCAAUGUUGGGAUGUACCCCUUCACAUCAUUCUUCCUUCUUGUAUACUGCUUUCUGCCAGCAAUGUCCCUCUUCACAGGGCAGUUCAUAGUAGAGUCCCUCAGUGUGACCUUUCUAACAUAUUUGUUGGUGAUCACAGUCACCUUAUGCUUGCUUGCCAUCCUUGAGAUAAGGUGGUCCGGAAUCACUCUUCAUGAAUGGUGGAGGAACGAACAAUUUUGGUUGAUUGGUGGAACCAGCGCUCACCCAGCUGCAGUGUUACAGGGCCUACUAAAGUUAAUUGCAGGAGUUGAUAUCUCAUUCACAUUGACAUCCAAAUCUUCAACACCUGAUGAUGGAGAUGAUGAGUUUGCAGAGCUAUAUGUAGUGAAGUGGAGCUUCCUGAUGGUCCUACCAAUCACAAUUAUGAUGGUGAACAUAAUAGCAAUUGCAGUUGGGGUGGCAAGGACCAUGUACAGCACAUUCCCACAGUGGAGCAAGCUCCUAGGUGGGGUAUUCUUCAGCUUUUGGGUCUUGUGCCAUCUCUAUCCAUUUGCUAAGGGCUUGAUGGGGAGAAGAGGGAAAGUACCCACAAUAGUAUAUGUAUGGUCUGGAUUGCUAUCACUCACUAUUUCUUUGCUUUGGGUGUACAUAAGCCCUCCUUCUGGGAGGCAGGAUGAAUACACGAAAUUCCAGUUCCGUUGAUGUCAUCCUCACUUAUCUUUUGCCAACUGAAAAGUGGUUUUAUAGAGUUUUGCAUCUGAUUGUCUCACAAUUCUUGUACCCCGCAGCCACCAAGAGAAGCGGAAAAUUCUGAUGUUGCAUUGAGCAGUUGAAGCCCAAAUCCGAGAUAUCUGCCACGACAUGGUGUUCCAAUGCAAGAAGUUUUCCACUGAUGUUCUUAGAUUAGAUACUAUUGAGGAAGAAACCAUUGCAAUUAUUUCUUGUUGCUUUUUCUUAGUUGGAUACUAUGUUGUAGAGUGAGGAAGAAACCAUUGCAAUUAUUCUUGUUGCUUUUUCUUAGAAUGGAUAAUAUGUUGUAGAGUGAGAAGAGAAACCAUUACAAUCA